AUGGUCACUACCACCCACGAUAAUGCAGGCGACGCCAUCGAGCUGAUGCCAGAGAUCCGCGCAAACACCGCCGAUUUUGACCCCAGCAGAAAACUGACCGUCAGCCUCAACCGCCAAACUCCAAAUGAGCCUGCUACUGGAAUCUCCGUUCGCCAUGGUGGAAAAGAGCAUGCCCUCGACAUUCAUCUGAACCGCACUAUUCGCGUGCCCGACAAUAGAGACACCAACUCCCUACCUCCCGGCCUUGGUCAAUUCCCGCUUUUCAAGAUUCGCGACUACCCCGGCAUGCCCAAAGACAUCCUCGAGAAGGGCGGCAUCUUUUUCCCCAUGUACCAACGCGAAGCCAUGUGGAUUAGCUUCACUGCCGAUGCCCCCUUCGCCAUCAAGAUGUACGUUGGCGGCGUCAACGCUGUUUCCGGCUUCCCCAUGACGGAGAACGAGAAGACCAAGGAAAAGAGACAGAAGAUGCUCAGCAGCGGCAAGUCAAUCCAGGACUACAUGGUCGUCCCUGAGCAGCAUUGGCUCGACGGAAUAGCUUCCAAAGAUGGCAAGAUUCGGCAGUUUGUUGCGGAGCCCAAGGGCAACGGCUUCUCUGUCGAGGCCCAGGUCACGGGCGAGGAGAAGGUUGGCGGUAUUCAGAUCGAGAUCAUCCCCAUCAAAAAGCAUCUUCCCACCGAAUUCGAUGUCCGCCAUGAGAAUAAGGAGCAGAAGGUCAUCACUCGCACCUUCAACCUGGCCGAGAAGGGUCUCACCCCUGAGAGCACUUGGGAAGAUGUCAAGGAACGCAUCCGGGACGAAUUCGACAUUGCCGUCCAGGACCAGUCCCUCUCCAAGCACACCAACGCGACGAGGCGACACCGAGAGAUCGGAAUGGACUUUGGCAAUGAGGUCAAGCUCGGCGAUGUCUAUUUCCCGCCUCAAUCCUUCACUCUGAGUGUUACUCACGCCCAGCCAGUUCACCGAGGCGGAGGAUUCGGCAGGUGCAGGAAAGGCGGUCUUGGAAGCCAGGGACCUAUGACCUUGAUGUCCUGUUCAACUUCUCUGCCUGGAAUGGCGAAGUCAGAUACAAGGGCGCUUGAAAGCGCACCUGCGCCGACUCCGAACGUUAAGGAAAUGGGUCUCGCAGCCGGGGGUCUGAUCACACAAUCAAUCGAAGCCGAUCCAUACCCUGCAGAUGUGUGGGAUAUCGAGGCCUCGGUGAUGACGAACCUCACAAUCCUGGACAUUGAGUCGUUCGCUGCGGUCACCGGCCAGCCGGCUCCGGACACGCCUGUCGACGCCAAAACCUAUGCUCAGCACGGUUAUCCCUUCUUCGAGCUCUGGGGCGAAGAGAAGAGUGGUAUCAAGGGCGAGUUUCAGGAGGUCAAGAGCGUGGCCCAGUUGAUGAAGGAGGCGGCUAACGCUGAUGGCAAGUCGUACUCAGAGGAGGAGACAGUCAUGUUCAAAACCUUGACCAUUGGUCGCACGCCCUUCAGAAGCACUUUCCGCCCAGUAGAGAUUCUUUGCAAGGAGGUUCAGGAACUGCAUGUUUGA
Molecule: messenger RNA, 1533 nt
Organism: Colletotrichum chrysophilum
Lineage: Eukaryota; Fungi; Ascomycota; Sordariomycetes; Glomerellales; Glomerellaceae
Exons: 1
Coding region: 1-1533 (510 amino acids)
Source: RefSeq, a predicted model, not a curated record